Molecule: messenger RNA, 1359 nt
Organism: Pseudozyma flocculosa PF-1
Lineage: Eukaryota; Fungi; Basidiomycota; Ustilaginomycetes; Ustilaginales; Ustilaginaceae
Exons: 3
Coding region: 1-1359 (452 amino acids)
Source: RefSeq, a predicted model, not a curated record
AUGCUCCAACACCUGCCACUGGAGCUCGUCGCACAGGUCGCAGACAUCCUGGGCGAGGCCUCGCUCGGCAACCUCAUCCCGCUCGCCCAGACCAGCCGCCAUACGCGCCUCUCGGUGCUGCCCGCCCUCUACUCGUCGAUCGCCAUCUACAGCCGCACGCAGCUCGAGCGCUUCGCCUCGCUCCUCGGCCAGCUGCCGCGCGGCUCGCCCCUCGAUCCGGCAACUCGUAUCCGCUCGCUCCGCCUCGGUCCGCGCGACACGCUCGCCUCGGCGUCCGAGACGUCGCACUACUUUUCCAGCAUCAGCUUCUAUAGCGGCGGCGACGACGGCAGCAGCGACGACAGCGGCGCCGCCGAUGGACAUGACGACACCGACGACGGCGACAACGACCGAGUCGACCGGCGGUGGCUGCUGACGGCGCGCAUCCUCGAGCGAUGCAGCUCGUUGCAGGACCUCGUCAUCUGGGAUGGCCUGCUUGGCGAGCCCGCGCAGGCAUCGAAAGCGGGUUCACGCCGGGCGACGGGCCUGUGGGCACUCCACCCGGAGGCGCGGCUGCAGACGCUGGCGCUGCCGUUCCUGUGGCGGGGAGGGGCCAGCCUGCCGUCCCCCUCACUGCUGCCCGCCCUGUCGGACCUGACGCAGCUCGACGUCGUCAACUCGGGCCUGACGACGCACGACAUCCGCAUCCUCUCGCACUACCGCCGCCUCCGACUGUUCCGGUGGUACUACCGUCCCUUGGGUAUGACGGAGCUCGAGCUGCUCCUCGAGACGCUCAAGCGGGGCUGGAGGCAGCAGCAGCAGCGCGAUGCCACCGCAGCGGCGGGCACGCCGGCGCACAUCCCGGCCAUCGACGACCUGGACGUCUACAUCGUGGCCAACAGCGGGAUGCUGGCGCAGAUCGAGGGCUACCUCGUCUCGCAGACGCCCGGCUUCGUCUUCGUCGACCCGUACCUCGCCGUCGUCUCGCCAGACUCGCGCGUGCCCUCGCCCGAGCCGCCGCGGCGCACCCUGCCGCCCCAGACGUGGAUCUCGACGGCCGUGACGUGGUUCCACGCCCACCGGCUCAUCUUUGAGCGCGUCCGGUGGAAGCGCGCCAUCGAGGCGUGGGAGGCCGAGUGGCAGCUCGAUCCGGAAGCUUCCGACGACGAGGAUCGAGGCCGAGGCGGUCGGGGCAAGGCGAGCCGUGAGGACGACGGCGGCGGCGACGGUGGUGGCGAUGUCGAUGACGCCGUCGCCGUCGCCGCCGACGAUGACGGACUGCCCUUUGGUCGCGGCCACGCGGUACGGCGCGAUGCGCGGCAGGAUGAAAUCGAGCAGGGCCUCGAGACUCUGUUGCUCUCUCAACUGGCGGAUCUCUGA